AUGUCGGAUGAAGACGAUAAACCUCCUGCUCCUCCUGUACGGUUGACCAGUAAUAGGGGAGAUAUGCCUCCUACCUUACCUGUUGAUAGGCCACUACCAAAAGAGCCAGAAUCCGAAUCGAGUAAAAAGAAAGUUCUUAAAAACAAAAUAAAAGUGAAAAGCAAAGAGGAUAAGCCUAAUAUAUCUUAUCCUACAAAUUUUGAGCACACUGUACAUGUUGGUUUCGAUGCAGUCACAGGAGAAUUUACUGGUAUGCCAGAGCAAUGGGCAGAACUCCUAAUGUCAUCAAAUAUUAGCAAGCAGGAACAAAAAAAAAAUCCUCAAGCUGUUUUAGAUGUGCUCAAUUGGUACGAUAAUUCUACUAAGGAGAGUAAAAGCUCCAAGUUUAUGACCACAACUAAAAUGUGCGAAUUAUCUCCUAGGCCAAGCCUGCGUCAGCACGCUACUAAUUCAAACUCCAGUCAGAGCCAACAUAGUUUAUCACAUCCGUCUAGCAGUUCUCCUAGUUCUACUACUCCCGACACGGAGGCUGCUACCACUACAUCUUCUGACCAUGAAGAAGAAAUUGCUCCUCCGCCUGUGGCCGCUAGACCUGAGCGAACGAAAUCAAUUUACACGAAGCCACUGGAUGAAGAUCAUGCCAUAAUUCAAGGAACGUUAAAUAAAACAACCACUGCGUUGAACGGUAUAACAACCCCUCAAGUAUUAGACAAAAAUAAAAAUCACAAUCCACCAAUUGUAAAUAAUGGCAAUAACCCUAAUCAAAAUCAACUGGAAACUAGAACAAACAGUGACAACAAACAAAGGAAAACAAGAAUGCCGGGCGAAGGAAUUUUAGACAAGCUCAGAACUAUUGUUUCUGUUGGAGAUCCCAAUAGGAAAUAUACAAAAAUGGAAAAAAUAGGCCAAGGCGCUAGUGGAACAGUAUAUACUGCAAUAGAAACAUCUACAGGAACGGAAGUGGCCAUAAAACAAAUGGAUUUGACUCAGCAGCCUAGGCAAGAAUUAAUAAUUAAUGAAAUAUUGGUAAUGAGAGAAAACAAACAUCAAAAUGUAGUUAAUUAUUUAGAUAGCUACCUCGUUGGAGAAGAGCUAUGGGUAAAUAUCUGGUCUCUUGGAAUCAUGGCCAUUGAAAUGAUCGAAGGAGAACCUCCGUACUUGACUGAAAAUCCCCUUAGGGCUUUGUAUUUAAUAGCCACGAAUGGGAAACCCGAAAUAAAAGAAAAGGAAAAACUGUCUCAGAUAUUUCAAGACUUUUUAGAUGAGUGCCUCGAAGUAGAUGUGGAUAAACGAUCUUCGGCUAGUGAACUAUUAAAACACCAAUUUUUAAAAUUAGCAAGGCCUUUGGCAAGUUUAACUCCUCUUAUAAUGGCUGCAAAAGAAGCUGCGAAAAAUCAUUAG
Pediculus humanus corporis (human body louse) is the source of this 1401-nucleotide messenger RNA. RefSeq names its product serine/threonine-protein kinase PAK, putative. Gene Ontology annotation, molecular function: ATP binding; protein serine/threonine kinase activity. NCBI's taxonomy places the organism in Eukaryota, Metazoa, Arthropoda, Insecta, Psocodea, Pediculidae. Bases 1 to 1401 code for a protein of 466 amino acids. The transcript is spliced from 8 exons. The record is from RefSeq and is a predicted model, not a curated record. Gene Ontology annotation, cellular component: cytoplasm. Gene Ontology annotation, biological process: protein phosphorylation; regulation of axonogenesis; intracellular signal transduction.